Molecule: messenger RNA, 1707 nt
Organism: Argentina anserina (silverweed cinquefoil)
Lineage: Eukaryota; Viridiplantae; Streptophyta; Magnoliopsida; Rosales; Rosaceae
Exons: 5
Coding region: 1-1707 (568 amino acids)
Source: RefSeq, a predicted model, not a curated record
AUGUUUUUAAAUAUUCUUGCACACCAUAAGAAGAAUCGUAGCAUAUCUCUAUACUUUAUGAGGUCAGGGCGAACAAUUAGUAAGUACUUUCACGAGUGUUUGAAAGCCAUGAUUCGAUGCCAAAAGGACUUCUGGAAAACACCAUUACCUGUGCCUGAGGACUCAACAGAUAUUAGGUGGAAGUGGUUUAAGACUUGUUUAGGAGCAUUAGAUGGAACACAUAUUAGGGUGAAAGUUCCAAAACAAGACAAACCAAGAUACAUAACAAGGAAAUGUGAGAUAGCAACAAAUGUUUUAGGAGUUUGCUCUCAAGACUUGAUGUUUAUAUAUGUUUUAUCGGGAUGGGAGAGAUCUGCACAUGAUACUCGUGUUCUUAGAGAUGCUUUGAGCAGGAGAAAUGGAUUAAAAGUUCCUAACGGUUAUUACUACUUAGUAGAUGUUGGCUACAGUAAUGCAAAUGGCUUUCUUGCACCUUUUAGAGGGCAACAUUAUCAUCUCAAUGAGUGGAGGAAUGGAAACAGACAUGAUUCGCCACAAGAAUUUUUUAAUAUGAAACACUCAAGUGCUAGGAAUGUUAUCGAGAGGAGCUUUGGUCUACUAAAAAUGCGUUGGGCAAUUCUUAGGAGUCCAUCAUUUUAUGAUAUAGUAACACAACGUCGUAUAAUAUAUGUGUGUUGCAUGAUUCAUAACUUUAUAAGAAGAGAGAUGGCUGUAGAUCCUAUAGAAGAGGAAUAUGAUAGGCAACCGCCUGUGCAAGAUGAUGAAGAUGAUGACUAUGUUGAUACAAUUGAGACCUCAAAUGAGUGGACGAUGUGGAGACAAAAUCUUGCAAAUGAAAUGUGGAAUAUAUGGCGUGGAAAUAGGAGUCGACUGAAUAUGAGUUCUCAAGCUACUUCAAGCCAAUCAAAAAAAGGAGGAAGUGGUCAGAAUAAACGUUUUUGGACAAAAGAGGAAGAUGAGGUGUUGGUAAAUUCUUUGUUGGAACUUUACCAUGAUAACAAGUGGCGUGCGGAUACUGGCUUCAAAAAUGGUUACUUGCAAAAGUUGCAAGGCAUGAUAGAAGCCAAGAUACUAGGCAGUGGGAUAUUGGCAAACCCACACAUUGAAUCACGGAUAAAUACACUGAAGAAACAAUAUAUCGUAUUAUCAGAUGCAUUAUCUCAGAGUGGUUUUGGAUGGAAUGUAGAAAAAAUGAUGUUGGAGUGUGAUAGAGAUGUAUUUGAUGAGUGGGCAAAGAACAAGAGAGAUGCAAAAGCUUUGUAUGGUAAACCAUUUGAACAUUAUUAUUCACUUGGAGAAAUAUAUGGAAAAGAUCGUGCACUUGGAACAAAUGCUGGAAAUGCUGAAGAUGAUGAAGAAGAAAUUAGGGGGCAAGAUGCAAGGGUGAAUCAAGAGGGUGUAUGUGUCGAUGACUUCUUUGAGCAAAUGGAAAUGCAUAUAGAUUUUUCUCAAUAUGAGGGUUCACAUGUUUCAACAAGUGAUGAAACUGAAAAUGAAUAUGUGUCUCUUGCACAACCAAGUCCUCCCCAACCACCACCACAGCCACCAAGUGUUAAGCAACGUGCUAAACAUCAGAGAUCAGCUGAAGAUGUAGCAAAUGCUCCAAAUAACACUCGUAGAAAGGCAAGGGCUUUGGAUGAUAUGACAAAGAAAUUCGGACUGAUUACUGAAUCCAUUGCAGCCAUGGCUCCAAAGUCUGAUUACUGA